UGGGGGUUGGAUUGUUCUUUGCAUUUGCUCUCGUCUGAGCGGCGACGAGGAACUAUUCAUGGCGUAUGUGGCGGCGACCGGACCCGGGCUGGAGUUUCUAUCAGAUCCGGUUGAUAGAUUUCCUGUCCCCCCGCUCGGCGGCGCCGAUUUGCCUCCUAAUUCUGUGGAUGUUCCGGAUCUGCUUGAACAAGCAGGCGGAUCCAGUAUUGGUGGGGUUGGAGAGCACCUACCAAUGGUGCAACUCGAUUUCAAUGGCGUUUGCCCGAGCAUGAGCGUGUCGGCGAUAGAGUCACAAAAGUCGACAGGGGAACCUGACCCUGAAGCUCCCGGCUGGACGAAGAGGGUCCGUGUUGGCCGGGCUCCAACAGAACGUCCGCCAUGUCCUGGAAGAGUUUUUGCUCUUGAGAAAACAAUCAGAGGAUAUGCUGAGAAGAAAACUGAUAUUGUGGUUGUGCCCGAGGUUGGAGACAAUUUUGAUUCGCUGGGAGAGGCAUACGACUUCUAUAAUCUUUAUUCCUGGGAAAUAGGAUUCAGCAUAAGAUAUGGCAAAAGCAGGUUAAAUGUAGAAAGAACAAAGUGCAUGCAGGAAAUAGUCUGCGGCUGUUCGGGCAAGCCAAAAAAGUCUAAUACUCGGUCAUGCCGGUGUGAAUGUCCAGCAAUGAUCAGAUUACUGAGAAGCAACGACAAUGGCUGGUACAUUAGUGAGCACAGACCAUCUCACAACCACUCACUUGCAGAUUAGUGUGGUGAAAAGAUUUACUGGCCAUCUCACAAGCAUAUCGACAUUUACACUCGAGAUCUCAUCAGACAGUUGCGAGAGAACAACAUAAGCAUAGGAAAGGUAUACAACAUAAUUGGUAGUUUCUUUGGCUCCAUGAGUAAUGUGCCGUUCAGCAAAAGAGCACUCAGAGGGCUGUGUGGAGAGAUUAGUAGGGACCAAGCUGAUGACAAUGUUAGGAAAACAAUGGAAGUUUUUGCGGAGCUGGGGGCUAAGGAUUCGGGCUUAUACUACAGGGUGCAACUAGAUGCUGACAGCCGAAUCAGGAACUUGCUGUGGUCCACAGGCGCCAGUCGAAUGCAGUACCAUUAUUUUGGCGAUGCAAUAACAUUUGAUACAACAUAUCGGACAAAUCUGUAUGACAUGCCAUUCGGCCUUUUUGUUGGUGUCAACAACCACUUUCAGAGUGUUAUUGUCGGAGGAGUCCUGAUACGUGAUGAGACAAUAGAGACAUUUGAGUGGGUGUUCACUGAAUUCAUAGCUGCCUCAAACUGUGCUGACAGAUCAGUGCAGAUCUAUGGAGAUCGCAAUAAAGAAUGUACUGCCAAGUUGCACACACCGUUGGUGCAAAUGGCACAUGCUUAAGAAGGCAAAGGAAACUUUUGGUCGAUACUACACUAAGCAUAGCAACUUUAGAGCAGAUUUCCAUAAAAUAGUUCAUCACAUGCUGACAGAAGACGAAUUUGAAAAUGCAUGGAAGAUGUUAAUAGACACGUAUGGGCUCCAGAAGAACAACUAUCUCAUUAAUCUAUAUGAGGUUAGGGCCAAGUGGGCAAAACCUUAUUUCAAAGGCAAAUUUUGUGCGAAGAUGACAAGCACGCAGAGAAGUGAGAGUGCAAAUCACAUGCUGAAAGCAUAUGUCCCAGCGAGCUGUCCUAUGCACUUAUUCGUCCACCAAUACAUGAAACUACUGUUUGACCGUGAAGCAGUCGAAAACUAUGAGGAACGACGAACAAAAAUAACAGCUCCAGUCAUGAGGCUGAACAAACCUCUGGAACAGCAUGCCAGCACUGUUUACACGAGAGCUAUGUUCGAAAAGUUUGGUGACAUCCUCUACGAAGGUGGCCAAUACAGGGUGGAGGAAGUUGAGAAUAAAGUAAAAUACUUAGUACAUCGGUAUCAUCCAGAAAGAUAUGAGAAAUGGUGUCGGGUUGUGCAUGUCGUCCACGUAAUUGAUGCAGGUGCACAUGUGUCCUGUGAAUGUGGUAAUUUUGAACAUAUGGGUAUCCUGUGCUGUCAUGCUCUUAAGGUACUUGAGUUCAUGGGUUUUACUGAGAUCCCCGCAAAGCUCAUACUGAAGAGGUGGACAAAAGAUGCAAGAGAUGUGCUUCCAGAACAUCUAGCACAUCUACAGAAGGAUCGGAUAUCAGCGAAUUCAAUAACUUUCAGGCACCCCAACCUCUACAUGCACGCUAUGGAGGUUGUAAGGCUUGGUGAUGCAAACACAAAAGCAUACGAUAAGGCCAUGGAUUUGUUGAAGGCAGCAAUGCAAGAGCUGUCACCUAUAGCUGCCAUUCGAGAUGGGCUUGGCCUAGAAGACAAAGUGAAGGAAAUUAAAGCAGCACCAAAAGAUCAAGCUACUCUGAAAGGACAUGGCUGUGGAUAUGGAAGUGAUGCAGAAGGCAGUGGUAUUGGCAAUUUGUUGGGACUAACAGCUCCUGUGCACAAGCGCAAGCCUGGUCGACCUACCAACAGUAGGGACAAACCUCCAUACAAUGACCGGGGAGCAAAAAACAAAAAGCCUAAGAAUAGUAAGAAAGUGGAUGCUGAAGGUGGGUGCGGAACAAGCAAACGAACCAGGUUUUGUAGCAUAUGCCGAGAACCAGGGCACAAGAGUACAACUUGCCCACAACGAGGCGACAUGCCUCCAAAGCAAAGGAAGGAAGCUAAGUGCACCAACUGUGGAGUAGGCGGUCAUCGAAAGAACACAUGCAACAAUCCAAAAGUUGUGCUUCAUGUUGUAGAAAAUGCUGGGCUUUGCUUAGCUGGAUAGAUCCUUCUGUGUGUUUUAGGGCAAUGUUUUUUCUUGUGUGCUGAAAGUUUUCGUAGCACCAUCUGUAAGACCGUGUUAUAGCUUUUUUUCCGACUGUUGUUCAACUAUGGUGACCUCCGGUCUUCAAUGUAUUUUAAGGUUCAAAUCCACAUAUGUGCGCGCCUGCC
Triticum dicoccoides is the source of this 2938-nucleotide messenger RNA. Its product is annotated as protein FAR1-RELATED SEQUENCE 8-like. The record is from RefSeq and is a predicted model, not a curated record. NCBI's taxonomy places the organism in Eukaryota, Viridiplantae, Streptophyta, Magnoliopsida, Poales, Poaceae. The coding region runs from base 59 to 742 and encodes 227 amino acids. The transcript is spliced from 7 exons.